UAUCUGCGGGCUUUUAAAGAAAGAUUAUCGCCCUGCAGGUGUGUCCCGGUGCGGUUAGGCAGGCUGAUAUUCGCGCUUAGUCCGUAAACCGAGCGUCAGCUCAGCCAGAAUGUUAUUAUUAGAGGCGCAGUUCGGAAGAGGAGGGAUGGUGUUACGACAGCAGACCGAGCUUCCUGAACUGCACUAGGUAACCAGAACUGGGACGCAGAGGACGCCGGAGGAGGGUGGCUCUCACCGAGUUCAGGAGAAGGUUACACAAGAGUUUCGCGGCUAAACCCAUUUUAUAAGGCGAUUCGGAUUAACUUCGGGUCGCUCUCUGCGGACUUUUCGCGAUGUCUCUGGCCCAGCAGAGCGGGCAGUUCUUCCCCACCAGCGUCCAGGUAACGGUGCACCAGGCUCGGGACCUGCGUGCCAAGGGGAAAAAUGGCUCCAACGACGCGUACGCGAUCAUCAGUGUGGCCAAGGACAAGUUCUCCACCUCCGUGGUCGAGAAAACGACGGCCCCGGUGUGGAAAGAAGAGGCGUCGUUUGACCUGCCGCUCUUCCACCCGGGGAACGUGGAGCGCUGUACGCUGUAUGUCACCGUCAUGCACCGAGCCCAGGUGGGACUGGACAAGUUCCUGGGCCAGGCGGUGGUCAACCUGCUGGACCUGCAUGACGACAAGUCCCGCAAAAAGCUGGAUUGGUUCAAGCUGGUGGACAAAGCAGGAAAACAAGACAAGGACCGUGGGGAGGUGCUGCUGGACAUCCAGUUUUUGAGAAACAACAUGUCAGCCAGCAUGUUUGACCUUUCAAUGCAGGACAAACCCCGAUCCCGCAUCUCCAAACUGAAAGACAAAGUCCGCGGGAAGAAAAAGGAUGGUUUCUCUGACUCUGCCUCAGCCAUCGUGCCCCCUGUCAGCCAGGUGCUCACAGACAGCGAGGGGGAGGCUGACGCACAGUCACUUAAUAUGUCUCCAGGGGUGAAGAAGAAAUCCAAGCUCAAAACCCUCUUUGCCCCCAAGUCAAACCUGCACCGUAACAUUUCUCAGUCUCUGUCUACACUUGGGACUCUCCCUGAAAAGAAUUCGUCCCUCAGUGGAAGCCGCUCCUCAGGCCUCAAUAUCGAUUCUCCAGAAGUGAAGAAGAAGUUCAAGUUCCUGGGACACAAGCGCUCAGGCAGCUCUGACAGCAAGGCGUCUCACGGUCCGUUCUCCCUGCUCAACCGCUCCAAGCAGAACAACAGUGACCAGAACAGCCUGUGCAUCAACGGCAGCCACGUGUACGCGGAGGAGAACGAGCCCAAGAGCGGAUCGACGCUCAGCCUGAACAGCUCCGGCCAAGGCUCCGUCGAGGACGUUCGCAGACAAACGUCUGAUUUCUUUUCAGACCCCUUUCAAACUUCAUCUAUACCCGCCGCAAGGAACGAGGUGCCAGACAGAUCUUUGCAGGAGCAACAGCACCAUCAAGAGGAGCAGGAGAGAAGGCAGGCAGAAGAGAGGCGCAUUGCAGCUGCAAGGAAGCAAGAGGAAGAGGAAAAGUACAGAGCUGAGCUUGAGAGACUCCGGGAAGAAGAGGAGCGCAGACUGCAGGAGGAGCAGGAGCGGAAGAAACGCUUCCUGGAGGAUGAAGCGAGGAGGAAGGAAGAGGAAGAGCGCAGGAAAGCAGAGGAAGCGGCAGAAAGUCGGAGGCUCGAGGAGGAGCGUCGCCAAGCGGAGGAGCGGAAGCGUCAGGAGGAGGCCUCCAUGAGCGACAGGUUGACAUCCCUGUUUGGGAUGAUCAGAAAGAAGGAGGAGAAGAAGGAAGAGGUGCAGCAAGAAACUAAAGAGAAGCACCAGCACAGCGACACCGCCGAGCCCAGUCAGACAAGCUCCCACUUCUCAUCCAACCCAUUUGAGGACAUUUCCCUGAGUUCAGAGUCUCCUUUCGGCACUUAUGAAAACCAGAAAUCCAGCCUCAACCAACAAACCCCGUCCUCCACGGUCUUCCCGAACCGAACCGCGAAAGUGUCUGCAGUCAAACCCAGAUUGUCUCAAUCCUCGGACUCUGAAAUCUCUGACUCUCAAACCCCAACGCAGCGUUCACCUUCCCCUAACGACUCUGAGCCCGUCUUCUCUAGUGCCCCCGCUGAACCCCCCAAUACGUUCCUCAGCCUCCACUCGUCCCUAGCGCCACCCAAUAUAAGCCCGUCUGUUUCUCCGCGUGGAAGCACGGAGAAUCUGUCAACCGUGGGAUCGGAGAGACCACAGAGUCCCGGGGAGUCGUCGCCCACUAUGGCAGAUCAGUGGAGAAGAUCUGGUCCCCCCCCUCUGUACCCGAUACCAGAGGCCCAACCUGGAGCGGAAAUGAAGAGCGCUGCGUAUUUGGAGAGCGAUGGAUUACAGCACGAUAAAAAACUCUCUCUGCCACUUCCUGAUUAUGAAACCCUCUUUCCCCAGAAGAGACAUGGUGUACAAGGACACACUCGAUGGGAUCAUAUCAUAGCGGAGGUCAAUCAGAGACACAGGGAACUUCCGCCUGAGCUGAUGGGUCCAGAGAUGAGCGUGGACUGUCCCGAAGAUAGCAACAUUAGCCCAGUGUCUUCCAUACCCGAGGAGAGGUCUGCACUGGGGCUUUACAAAACACACACCAGCGACACUAAACCUGUGUCAACCAAAAAAACACCAGCCCCGCCUCCCCCUAAGCCAGAGAGAGCUCCACUUCCUGAACCAGCAGUUUCAGUACCUGAAAAGACGGACACCAGGAGGGCGCUGAGCCCUUCGCUUGCACCAGCACCUCCGCCCCGAGCAGCCAGCCAAGUGGCCUGGGAAACGAGUGCGCCGAGCGAUCAAAAGAACGCAGAAGCAGCCGUCAACAAAGACACGCCCACAGCCAAACCCAGACAGAGGGUUGGUGGCCCUGGGCCAACGCAGCCACAAGAGUCCUCUGUGAUUAGCAACACCCCGACGCUGCCCAGCUUAAGUGAGAGCAAGACGAACAAAAAGGAUGGCUUCGCAGACUUUGACCCAUUCCCCAGUAUUGACCUUCUCUCAAAAGACCCGUGGGCGCCACCGAAGGACAGACUAAACGUGACUGACAGUUUGGCUGGCGAUGCUCAGGCAGAGCAGAAACCCGAAGAUCGAGGGAUGACGCCAGAUGAUCUGGAUAAAAUCUUUAAUCAAGACAAACCAGCAAAUUCCUUUGCUAGUUUUAAUGGCAGUGACUCCGUAAAAAACACUCCGUCCAGCCUUAAGGAAGACGUUUCGAAGCAGUUCAGCGCUGCUUUCCAAAGAAAAAACUCACAAAAAGGAAGGAAGAGUUUUACAUACCUGACUCACUCAGAUAAGACUUCCACGUCUCAACAAGAACCGGCGAAUAGAGAAGGAGCAGCCUCGCCCACAGCGAGUCAAGGUUCCCCGACGAGAGAUGUCACGAGUGCGUCCGUCACGCUGCAACCUCGAGCUGAUGAAAAGAUGCAAAGCAAUUCUUAUGAAGGACAGGAUCUGUUUGGAGCUCCAGUUCUGACUGUCCCCUCAGCUCUGACUGCUUCAGAGGAAUUUGCAUCCCAGGAGGAACGCUUAUCUGGGGGAAAGUCAUUUUUGCAGGCAUGGGGCUCACCUUCCGAGGGUCAGGCUGUCAAUUCUCAGAAUGUUAAUGGAAGUGGUCUAGUCUUAUCUGCACGCAGGCCUCAUCCGGUGAAGCCCUUGAGCUCAGCUGAGACCCAGCAUCCCUUCGGCACCCCCGCUGGGAGAGACACGAAGAUCUGGGACGCCACUGCAGGACGGAUUAAGGCGGGAGACUCGGUGGAAGCUGGACCCUACACACAGCUGACGCAGGAGGAGCUCAUCACGCUGGUGGUGAAGCAGCAAACGGAUCUCUCCAUCAGGGACGCCAAGAUUGCGGAACUCGAAGAGUACAUAGAUAACCUGCUGGUGCGCGUGAUAGAGGAGAAACCCGCCAUCCUGCAGGCACUCAAGUCCCCCAAGCCAAUAUGAGAGGGAGGAGAGGAUUAAUUUAUCUUCCUUUUGUGUCUGUAAUGCUGUAUAGAAUGUAUAGAAUGACAGUCUCUAUGAAGGUCUUGGAGCAUAUGCACUUUUUUAAAAAUCUCUGGCUUAAGAGUGCUGAAAAAUCAUCUUAACAUACUUAAAAUCAAGCAAGUAGAGUCUUCAUGUAAGCAAUUGAAUGUAUUUGACUGUAAGGUACUGCUAUUUGCUUUAAAAUGUGUUACACUAUUAAUAUAUUCAAAACAAUGAUCUGUGUACAGUAGUUGAUGAAAGUCUGGGUUGAGCUUUAAUUUACUGCAGAGAGAAGUGUUUAAACUGUUCUUUCUUUUUACCUUUACACUGGAAUGUGUCUAGCUGGUUGCCUUGUGAUGAACGAUCGUAUGCCUAUGCAGCCUUUUCAUGUGCUUGCAUGUUUCACUCAAAUCUUACUUUUUAUUCUCCAUGUUCAUCCAUUGCACUCGAGUAUAUUUCUAAGGAAACUACGUAACAUGGUGCCGCCACACUUGAAUGUCGUCCAGCCCGUAUAAAGAUAUUGUGCCUGCAGAUGCUUCAGAGGCGUCAUUUAGAAAACCAGCCACUCGAUGUACUUUAAACUGUAGAGUAGUUACGGCUCCUCCUCCUUUUCAUGCUCGUCAUGUAGCCUGUUGACCAAGAAUAGAAAAUGUCUCUCAAGUAACUGUGCAGAAUCACGUUCUUCCAAAUGGAUAUCGGACUUUCAUCACUGUGAUUCUUUACAAAACUUCAAGCAAUAAUCAAAGAUGAUAAUCAGAGAAUUGUAACAACCAGCCUUUAACACGGAGGAAUGUCUUUUCAAACUGUAACUGUUUGGUGUAUUUGUUAAAAUUACAGCAAUACGAAUCUUAAGAAAGUACAGAACUGUGCCUUCGAUUCUUUUUCAUGUACGGUGAGCUGGAUUGAGAGUUGUUGGCUACCUCUCUUAUGUUUCUCUGCAAUUAUUGUGUAAAUGUACUGAGGCUACAGCCUGAACUAUUGUUUGUCUGACAAAAAAAAAAAAAAAAUGAAGAUGUAUAUGUCCAAGAGCACAGCAAUAUACUUUUAUUUGAAAUAAAGACACUAAGAAUGU
Salarias fasciatus (jewelled blenny) is the source of this 5046-nucleotide messenger RNA. RefSeq names its product RAB11 family interacting protein 1 (class I) a (gene rab11fip1a). The coding region runs from base 333 to 3953 and encodes 1206 amino acids. NCBI's taxonomy places the organism in Eukaryota, Metazoa, Chordata, Actinopteri, Blenniiformes, Blenniidae. Gene Ontology annotation, cellular component: intracellular membrane-bounded organelle. Gene Ontology annotation, molecular function: small GTPase binding. The record is from RefSeq and is a predicted model, not a curated record. Gene Ontology annotation, biological process: regulated exocytosis. The transcript is spliced from 6 exons.